AUGUUAUAUGCUAAAAUUCAAGAUUCACAAUUAAUUUUACUUGAUCAAGCUCAAUUAACAGAAGAAAUGAUGACACUUAAUGAUAGUAGUAAUAGUUUAUAUAUUGAAGAAAUAAAAAAACGAAGAUAUACAAAAGAAUUUCAUUUAUUUAUUAAAUCAUGUGUAUCUACACGUUUUGAAUUAAGAUUAAAUCAUAAUCAAUAUUUACUUUAUAAUAAUAUGAUUAAAUUACUUGAAAUUUGUUAG
Molecule: messenger RNA, 246 nt
Organism: Rotaria sordida
Lineage: Eukaryota; Metazoa; Rotifera; Eurotatoria; Philodinida; Philodinidae
Source: the annotation of a GenBank genome assembly